Messenger RNA from Carica papaya (papaya), 1221 nucleotides. It is a transcript of the gene TLP18.3, whose product is annotated as thylakoid lumen 18.3 kDa protein. The record is from RefSeq and is a predicted model, not a curated record. NCBI's taxonomy places the organism in Eukaryota, Viridiplantae, Streptophyta, Magnoliopsida, Brassicales, Caricaceae.
CAUCCCCACCAAUCCAACACCAGAACAAAUCCAAGCCACCCAAAAUCCCAACCCAAAAAGAAACCAGAGAAUGAUACAGAGCAAGGAAAAUCUUUUCUUCUUCUUCCUCUGAAACACUUUCACUCUCCCUCCCAUUUUCCUAUCUCUCUUUUCAAUGGAUACCUUACUGUCUUCCCACUCUCUUUCCCCUCUCCUCCAUCCAAAAGCUCCAUCUCUGAAACACACUCAUUUGCCCCAAUCUCUCCAACCCAUAUCAAAUCCACUAUUUCUCUACAAACCCUUUUCUUGCAGCCUCAGAGCACAAAGUUCUCAGCCAUUAAAAUCUACUUCAAAGGUACGUACCAGCAACAGCUGGUUAACUCGUGCCCAACAAGCGCUAGCGGCUUUAGCUCUCUCUUUGGCUCUCAACUUUUCCCCACUGUUGCAUAGUGACAAUGCACUAGCGUCUGAGUUUGAUGUGCUCAAUGAGGGGCCACCGAAGGAUUCAUACGUGGUUGAUGAUGCGGGUGUGCUCAGUAGAGUUACCAAGUCCGAUUUGAAGCGGCUGCUGUCAGAUUUGGAAUCCAGGAAGAAUUUCCAUAUCAAUUUUGUCACUGUUAGGAAGCUCACUAGCAAAGCUGAUGCUUUCGAGUAUGCUGACCAAGUUUUGGAGCGCUGGUAUCCCACUGUUGAAGAGGGCAAUAACAAGGGCAUUGUUGUGCUUGUCACCAGUCAAAAAGAAGGAGCAGUUACCGGUGGCCCUGCAUUUAUUGAAGCUAUUGGAGAAAAUGUUCUUGACGCCACUGUAUCAGAAAAUCUUCCUGUCUUUGCUACGGAAGAAAAGUACAACGAGGCCCUCUAUAGCAGUGCCAAACGGCUAGUUGCUGCAAUUGAUGGCCUUCCAGAUCCUGGAGGGCCCAAAUUUAAGGACAACAAACGAGAGUCUAAUUUCAAAACCAAGGAAGAGACAGAAGAGAAACGAGGACAAUUCAGUCUUGUCGUUGGAGGUCUGUUGGUGAUUGCUUUUGUUGUUCCCAUGGCACAAUACUAUGCUUAUGUCUCCAAGAAAUGAUACUUGUACUGUUAGACCUUCAUUUUGGAUCAAUUCUUCUAGAUUAUGAAGGGAAAGUAUAACACAUGUACAAAUUGAUCAUGUUGAAAUUGUUGAUAAGAGACUUGCAAUCAAGUGACAAGUACAAAAUUUUGAUUUGUAUUUAUGAAACCUGUAUUUGAAAUCGUGUA